Messenger RNA from Geodia barretti, 2667 nucleotides. The record is from the annotation of a GenBank genome assembly. Lineage: Eukaryota; Metazoa; Porifera; Demospongiae; Tetractinellida; Geodiidae.
AUGACUAUUUCUGCCGAUACCACUGAGCGCGACCGCUUUUUUACCCUAUCGCUGGAUAUGCUGUGUAUCGCCGGUUUCGAUGGUUACUUCAAGGAACUGAACCCAAUGUGGGAAAAAACGCUCGGCUUUACAGUGGAGGAACUUAAAACCAAGCCAUUCAUCGAUUUUAUUCACCCUGAAGACCAAGAAUCGACAAUUGUUGAAGCCCAGAAGAUCAUGACAACAAGCGAAGAUGUCGUUUCCUUUGAAAAUCGCUACUUGUGCAAAGACGGUUCGUAUAAGUGGCUCUUAUGGAGUUCAACGGUAUCCGCGGAAGAGCAGUUGUAUUAUGCCGUUGCGCGAGACAUUACCGAACGUAAGUUAGCAGAAGUCCACUAUCGUGACCUGUACGAAAACGCGCCGGAUAUGAUGGCUGUCGUUGAUCUGGUUUCUGGAAAUAUUUUAGAAUGUAACCAAACCCUUGCAGAUGUUAUCGGUCGCAGCAAAGAGGAAAUUAUAGGCAAUUCCUUCUUGGAACUAUAUGCUUCUGAAUCGAUAGAGGCUGCGCGACAAACUUCCUCGGCGUUCAUCGAAACAGGUGAGGUUAUCAGACAGGAGCGGGCCCUUCGCCGGGCAGAUGGCAGCACCAUUGAUGUGCUGCUGCAAGCAACACCAAUGCGUGACGCAACCGGCAGGAUUAUCGCAAGUCGGUCAACGUGGCGAGACGUGACUAGGCAGAAAGAAGCGGAAAGGGCACUGGCUUCUCAAGAAGCACUCUAUCGGACGCUCAUUGAGGCAGCACCACAGGCAAUUUGGGUUGCAGACGCUGAUGGCCAGGUUGCUCUUCUGAACAAAGCUUGGCAUGAGUUUUCUGGACUCACCGACGAGGAAUCAUUGGGCACCCGGUGGGCAGAAGCGUUGCACCCUGAAGAUCUCCCGGACGUACUCGCAAAAUGGGAACGCGCAUAUACACACGGCGAGACAUACAGCGGCGAGUGUCGGUUUCGAGCUAAAGAUGGGUCCUAUGAAACUUUUAUUUUUAUUGGUGCCCCUGUUCGGGACGAUUCGGGGGAAAUUAUCAAUUGGGUCGGUAUUAAUACCAAUAUCGCCGAUCGAGUGCAAGCUGAGAUCGCAUUGCAGGAAGCCAAAGAUUCCGCUGAGUACGCAAACCGCGCCAAGAGUGAAUUUCUUGCCACCAUGAGUCAUGAACUUCGCACGCCGUUAAACGCAGUUAUCGGAUUUUCUGAGAUUUUGCGCGAUGAAAUCCUAGGAGGCAUUAACGACGAGCAGAGAGAAUUAGUCCUCGACAUCCGUACCAGCGGAAAUCAUCUUCUCGCUAUGAUUAACGAUAUUCUCGAUUUGUCAAAAAUCGAGGCUGGUAAAAUGGAGCUGCAACUGGAGAGUUUCUCCGUUAAGGAAGCGGUAACAGAGGUCAAUACCAUUAUUAAUGCCCUUGCAAAUGAGAAGCAGGUCCAACUGUCUCUCCAAUUUGAUCAGGACGUUUCAAUAGAAGCAGAUAAGAUUAAAUUCAAGCAAAUCCUCUACAAUCUUCUUUCCAAUGCCAUCAAGUUCACCGAUGAAGGUGGAAAAAUUACAACGAAGUUUGAAGUUUCCAAUUCAGCGUUGCUAGGGAGUGUGACUGAUACUGGUGUGGGCAUCUCGCCACAGGAUCGGACUAAACUGUUUCAACCCUUCACACAGCUCGACGCUUCAAGUGCCCGCGCACACAGUGGAACUGGAUUGGGGCUAGCAUUGACCAAUCGGCUGAUUCAAUUGCAUGGAGGGAAGAUCUGGGUUGACAGUGAGAUAAACGAGGGGAGCACCUUUUCCUUCACAUUCCCGCUGCACCAACAGGAACAAAAGGUUGAAGUCACUGCGCCAGAUGCCUCCAAUUCUGAAACUACCGCUUCUUUUGAUAAUAACCGCACCAUCUUAGUGGCUGAAGACAAUGAACAAGCCGCUCAACUUUUGGGAAUUUAUCUGACAGAGGCAGGAUACCAAGUAGAAUAUGCCACAGAUGGCGAAGAAGCCGUCGCAAAAGCUGCUGAAAUACACCCAUUUGCAAUCACGCUUGACAUUCUGUUGCCGAAAAAGGAUGGUUGGCAAGUGCUGAGAGAAAUGAAGACGAAACCAAACUUGCAAUCGAUUCCGGUCAUCAUCGUUUCGGUAACGGAAGAACGUCAACUAGCAUUUGGAUUGGGAGCGGUAGACCAUCUAGUCAAACCUAUUGAUAAAGAAGCACUUUUCGCUUCGCUCCGAUCUCUGAAACUACCUAAUUGGGGCGGCUCACCUCGUAUCCUUGUCGUUGACGAUGAUCCGCAGACGGUGCGCCUGCUGUCCACUGUACUGACCAACGAUGGGUAUGAAGUCCUGAAGGUGUAUGGGGGAGGCGAGGCGAUUGAAACAGCAAUUUCUCAAUCGCCGGAUCUAAUUAUUCUUGAUAUGAUGAUGCCUCAAGUGGAUGGAUUCCAAGUCAUUCGACAUUUAGCCGGUGAUCCGCGGACCUGUGACAUUCCUAUUAUUAUCUGCACAGCGUUGGAUUUCACUGACGAAGAUCGAGAUCGACUCAAUGGUCAGAUCCAGUCGGUUAUCCAAAAGACGGGCAACGUCAAAGAAGAACUGUUAGCCACAAUCAAACGAAUCGAACGUUUGCGAACGCCAACUCAGGAAGCGGAGACACACUCAUGA